Messenger RNA from Hydractinia symbiolongicarpus, 1007 nucleotides. RefSeq lists its product as uncharacterized. The coding region runs from base 123 to 557 and encodes 144 amino acids. The record is from RefSeq and is a predicted model, not a curated record. NCBI's taxonomy places the organism in Eukaryota, Metazoa, Cnidaria, Hydrozoa, Anthoathecata, Hydractiniidae. The transcript is spliced from 2 exons.
AUGUGAUUUGAAAAUUUAGUGUGAAGAAAAACGUUAUUCAAGAAGCAAGAAGUUCGGCUGCCGGUUGUAUCAUUAGAAUAUAUCUCUUCGAAGUUUUCACCGAGCAGAGCAAACACACAGAUAUGAAGAUAUCCUUGAUUUUGAUAGCUGUCGUGUUGUGCAGCGUUUCAGUGAGCGUGGAGUCACGCAAGAUGACAUGUUUUUGUGACAUCCGAGAUGGAGUACAUGUAAACUCACCCGUUACUGCUAAUGUUCACCCAGAUCCAGUUGUCAGAGGAUUUUUCGCUGGAUGUAAGACAGGAAAUCGACUAUGCCCUGGUAGAUGUUGGCAAGCAGCCAAAUCAGUCAUCGCAAACCAGAAUAAGUUGAAUGAUAUUUGUAAGCACAGGUAUAGAGCCACGAUCUCUCCACCGCAUGGUCGCGAUUUGAUCGCACAUGUUCGAGUGAGUAACUGCGGUACGAGAUAUACAUAUAAAUUGCAUAAAAAAGUAUGUUGUCAAAAAAUCUCGAUACCUUUACCAAACAAACCAGUCUUUUAUUACGGAUACCUUUGUUAGUGACAGCGCAAUUAGUUGUUAUAAUGGCAUAUAAAUGAAAAAAACAAAUAAUUUUUUCUUCCCAUUUCUUUACCUGUAGCACUCAGUGUGUUAAUCAACGGUCUAACGUACUUGAAAACAUGCGUCGCAGUGUUCGAUUGACAUGGUCUCUUUAUUUUUCAAUAUAAUUUGACGAUUUUUUAUAACCUCGUUCCCAGGAGCAUUUGUCUCAUACCGGCGCUGCCUGUUGAUAUUUUUCAGAAUUUUUCUUGUUUCUUUAAUUCUACUGUGCAUGUAACGUGCAAGUAAAUAUAACCAAUAAUACGGUAGCCGAUUAUUAUACACAGGAUACAACCCCAUAGAUAUACAAGGAGAGAAAGUUCCUGGGAUUGAGAUUGGAUUUUCUUAUUUUUAAAAAAAAUUAUCGCUGUAAUAUUAGUCUUUACAUUUUACACGCAUAUAUUUUCUUUA